AUGGCACCCAAUGGAAGAUUACCCGAACGCAGUCGUUUCGACGACGACCAAAUCGCGUACAAUGGAAACGAAGAAUUUGAGCAACCGCCAGAGCAGGAAUUUGAAGAAUUUGAGCAGCAGCGGGAGCAACAAUCGAACCAUAACUUAGAUAAUGAAGGCAAUGAGUUUAGGGAUUCGUUCAGUCAUCGUGAUUCAGCUGCGGGAAAACUAUUUGUAGGAGGCGUUUCUUGGGAGACUACUGAAGAGAACUUUUCUAAUUACUUCAGCAAGUAUGGAGAAAUAGUUGAUUCUGUUAUAAUGAUCGACAAACAUACUGGGAAGCCAAGGGGAUUUGGUUUUGUGACAUUUUCUGAUCCAAUGGUUAUUGAUUCAGUAUUGGAAGUAGAACAUGUCAUAGAUGGCAGAGUGGUAGAGGUGAAGAGGACAGUCCCCAGGGAGGAUAUAGGGUUUAAGGGGGCAUCGAAAAGAAAGAAGAUUUUUGUUGGUGGAAUACCAACGUCUUUGACUGAUGAUGAGUUGGGGGAAUAUUUCUCUGCAUAUGGCACCAUUGUUGAGCACCAGAUUAUGCUAGAUCAUAAAACCGGGAGGUCUAGAGGAUUUGGGUUUGUCACUUUUGAGAAUGAAGAUGCUCUUGACAAGAUAUUUUCUGAUGGAAAAGUACAUGAACUUGGAGGCAAACAGGUAGAGAUUAAGAAGGCUGAACCUAAAAGGGGUGGUGGCGAUUUCAGUGGCAGCUCUGCCAGGUCAUAUGGUAGCUUAAGUGGUGCUGCAGCUGGUUAUGGUGCAUAUAAUUCUGGAAGUCGGCACAACGGAAAAAUGGGCAGGGGAUAUGGUGGGGGUGGGUAUGGCCCUUAUGGUGCCUACAACAAUUACGGUGGAAAUUAUGCUGGAGGCUAUGCAGGUUUCUAUGGGGGCUAUGGUGGAAAUUAUGGUGGAUAUGGAUAUGGAUUUGGGUACGGUGGGCCCAUGUAUGGCAAUGCUGGAUAUCCAGCCAGUGGUUAUGGCAUGCCUGCUGGUUAUGGUGGCAAUACUGCCUAUGCAGGUAGUAAAGGGUAUGGAAGUGGUGCUGCUGGUCGUGGUGGCCGUGGUGGUAGUAGGGGCGGUGGCAGUUAUGGUUCUAGUGGAGGAUAUGAUAGGAGUGAUGGAAAUGAUAGGAGUGGUGGUUCUUCAACUGGAAGAUAUCAUCCAUAUCAAAAGUGAGGAAUUUUAACGAACUUCACACUUUUGUAAUCCGCGUCCACCGACUAUUGGAACCUCAACACAAUUGGCUGUAACUGUGAAAAAGUCACGUAUUUCAGUAUUUGUUAAAACUGUCGUACCUACGAGAAUGAUUCAUUUGGAAGAGGAAGCAAAUGACAACUUAGGCAGCAUUAACGGGUCUCCGGUAGGAGGUUUUAUAAAUGGUUGCACACUCUGUAAAGAAAAUUAGUGUGCAGAUGAAGUUUUUGCGAGUCAAAUAGAAAUGCUAGAGUUUAUUUACGUCUGACUGUUUAAUUCCAGGGUUGAUUUUGAUUGAAAUGUCUUACCAGUUUGUAGUUUUAAAGGAUCUUUGUACAAUAGAAAUAUAUGGUGUUGGUCUGUGUUA
Pyrus x bretschneideri (Chinese white pear) is the source of this 1585-nucleotide messenger RNA. Its product is annotated as heterogeneous nuclear ribonucleoprotein A0. Bases 1 to 1200 code for a protein of 399 amino acids. The record is from RefSeq and is a predicted model, not a curated record. Gene Ontology annotation, molecular function: RNA binding. The transcript is spliced from 7 exons. NCBI's taxonomy places the organism in Eukaryota, Viridiplantae, Streptophyta, Magnoliopsida, Rosales, Rosaceae. Gene Ontology annotation, biological process: regulation of gene expression. Gene Ontology annotation, cellular component: nucleoplasm.